AAUGUGAGCUGAUCUUUGGGCGGAAGUGUGGCAUAUUGACAUCUGAAUCCGAUGCUUGUGUCUGCCAGGAAGGGUGGAGGAUACGGUUCUAUAUUCAUUCGUCUUUUCGGAUUUCUUUCGGUGAUUUAAUAAACAGCAUGAUUCCUAACGAGGACAGCUCCGCUAGGAAGCGGGAAAUCGAGCAGAAGCUCAAGCAGGAGGAGGAAAUGCUGACAUUCAUCAAAGAGAGUCUAGACAAAAGUGAUCAACUAACCAACAAUAUGGUGUCCAUUCUUUCUUCCUUCGAGAGCCGCCUUAUGAAGUUGGAAAAUUCCAUUAUCCCAGUGCACAAGCAGACAGAGACCCUGCAGCGGCUGCAGGAAAAUGUGGAGAGCACUCUAUCCUGUCUAGACCAUGUCAUUAGUUACUAUCACGUAGCCACAGAGACUGAGAAGGUCAUCAGGGAAGGGCCCUCAGGACGGCUGGAGGAAUACUUGAGCUGUAUUGCCAAGAUUCAGAAGGCGGUAGAAUACUUUCAAGAUAACAAUCCAGACAGUCCUGAGCUAAAUAGAGUGAAAUCACUAUUUGAAAAGGGAAAAGAGUCGCUGGAUGCGGAGUUCCGCAACCUACUGCAGAGACACAGUAAGCCAGUUCCUCCUAUUCUCAUCUUGGACUUGAUUGGUACAGACGAAGAGAUAGAAGGACAGGAGGAAGGGAUACUGGACCAUCUCCCGGAGGGAAUCUUACAGGAUAUUAUACGCAUCUCACAGUGGUUGGUGGAGUUUGGCAGGAACCAAGACUUCAUGAAUGUGUACUACCAGAUUCGCUCCAGUCAGCUAGACCGCUCUAUUAAAGGACUGAAGGAACAUUUUCGAAAGAGCAGCUCAUCCAGCGUGGUCCCUUAUUCACCUGCUGUUCAAAACAAAAGGAAGGAUACGCCAACCAAGAAGCCAGCCAAGAGACCAGUCUUCCUGCCAGGCACUAUCCGAAAGGCUCAGAAUCUUCUCAAACAGUACUCACAACACGGGCUUGAUGGGAAAAAGGGAGGGUCCAGCCUCGGAGUUCUUGAAGGAAAGGAGGAUGUGCUGGAUCUUGAGACUGAUACAUACAUUUACUGUGUAAGUGCCUUUGUGCACCUUGCACAGAGCGAGUACCGAUUACUUAUGGACAUCAUUCCUGAACACCACCAGAAGAAGACCUUUGAUUCUCUAAUUCAGGAGACCUUGGAUAACCUUAUUCUAGAGGGAGAGAACAUUGUCUUGGCUGCCAAGAAGGCCAACUCCCGGCAUGAUUUUACCUCUGUUCUCAGUAUCUUCCCCAUAUUACGGCACCUCAAACUUACCAAACCUGAGUUUGACAAAGUUCUUCAGGGCACUGCUGCGAGCACCAAGAACAAGCUGCCAAACCUUAUAACCUCUAUAGAGACAACAGGAGCCAAAGCCUUAGAGGAUUUUGCAGACAGUAUUAAGAAUGACCCUGAUAAGGAGAACAGCAUGUCCAAGGAUGGUACAGUACAUGAAUUGACCAGCAAUGCAAUCCUGUUCCUGCAACAGCUGUUGGAAUUCCAGGAGACUGCAGGAGCCAUGCUGGCCUCACAAGUUCUUGGGGACACUUACAAUAUACCUAUCGAUCCCAGAGAGACAAGCUCCACGGCCAGUAGCAACAUCUCUGAAUUCAGCAGGCGCCUACUCAGUACUUAUAUAUGCAAAGUUCUUGGUUACUUGCAGCUGAAACUUCUGUCCAAGUCUAAGAUGUAUGAGGACCUGGCACUGGGAGCCAUAUUUCUGCACAACAACUAUAACUAUAUCCUGAAGUCACUGGAGAAGUCAGAACUUAUGCAGGUGGUCUCUGUGACCCAGAAGAACCCUGACAGUGUGUAUCGUGACCACAUAGAAAAACAGAUCAAGACAUACCAGCAAAGCUGGCUUAAAGUGACGGAAUAUGUCAAUGACAGGAAUAUGCCAGCAUUCCAAGGAACAAAGCUGAAGGACAAGGAGCGGCAGAUGAUUAAAGAACGCUUUAAGGGUUUUAAUGAAGGUCUGGAAGAGAUCUGCAAAAUCCAGAAGUCAUGGGCUAUUCCAGACAAAAAACAGCGUGAGCGGAUACGUCAGGCUCAGAAGAAUAUUGUGCAGGAGGCAUAUGGCGCAUUUUUACACAAGUACGGCACUGGUGUAAACUUCACAAAGAACCCAGAUAAAUAUAUUAAAUACUCAGUGGAACAUGUUGGGGAGAUGAUCGAGAGGCUCUUUGACACAUCUGCAUGAAAGACUCCUAUUUAAGCCUGUAUAUAUUUGUUAUACAUAUAUGCCAUACUACUGUACAUACUCAAUAAAAAGCAAUACCUGGACUUGA
Messenger RNA from Pseudophryne corroboree (corroboree frog), 2331 nucleotides. RefSeq names its product exocyst complex component 7 (gene EXOC7). Lineage: Eukaryota; Metazoa; Chordata; Amphibia; Anura; Myobatrachidae. Bases 138 to 2243 code for a protein of 701 amino acids. The transcript has 21 exons. Gene Ontology annotation, cellular component: exocyst. Gene Ontology annotation, molecular function: phosphatidylinositol-4,5-bisphosphate binding. The record is from RefSeq and is a predicted model, not a curated record. Gene Ontology annotation, biological process: exocytosis.